AUGGAGCCAACCGAAGGAACCCCGAUCGGCAUCAAAAUCUACACCACAACCCCACAAGACUACGACACCAACGCCGCCGCGCCGCCUUACCCCUCCGACCCAACCUCCUCCUCCACCAUUGCCGCGGCGCCUCGGGAACCGGGACGCAAGCGACGCGUGGUGGCGAAGGGCGUGCAGAAGACGCUCUCAAAGACCUCCAUGCUGGCCAACUUCCUCCCAACCGGCACUCUCCUUACCUUUGAGAUGGUCCUCCCCGCGAUCUACCGCAACGGCGGCUGCUCCGCCGUGACCACCGCCAUGGUCCACGUACUCCUCGGCCUCUGCUCCCUCUCCUGCUUCUUCUUCCACUUCACCGACAGCUUCCGCGGCCCCGACGGCAAGGUCUACUACGGCUUCGUCACCCCCAAGGGUCUGGCCGUCUUCAAGCCUGGUCUCGACGUCGAGGUUCCAAAGGACGAGAGGUACAAGCUUGGACUUACGGACUUUGUCCAUGCGGUCAUGUCGGUCAUGGUGUUCGUGGCGAUCGCGUUCUCCGACCACCGCGUGACGGAUUGUCUGUUUCCCGGCCACCAGAAGGACAUGGAUGAGAUCAUGGAGAGCUUUCCGUUGAUGGUUGGGAUUGUUUGCAGUGGAUUGUUCCUCGUGUUUCCCACUACGAGGUAUGGGAUUGGUUGCAUGGCUUCCUAA
Molecule: messenger RNA, 687 nt
Organism: Morus notabilis
Lineage: Eukaryota; Viridiplantae; Streptophyta; Magnoliopsida; Rosales; Moraceae
Product: protein DMP8
Exons: 1
Coding region: 1-687 (228 amino acids)
Biological process (GO): endomembrane system organization
Source: RefSeq, a predicted model, not a curated record